Molecule: messenger RNA, 2833 nt
Organism: Corticium candelabrum
Lineage: Eukaryota; Metazoa; Porifera; Homoscleromorpha; Homosclerophorida; Plakinidae
Product: galactocerebrosidase-like
Exons: 1
Coding region: 1-2586 (861 amino acids)
Biological process (GO): galactosylceramide catabolic process
Cellular component (GO): lysosome
Molecular function (GO): galactosylceramidase activity
Source: RefSeq, a predicted model, not a curated record
AUGUAUGCAAUGUUAUUAGUGUCUUUCACGUUGCUGCCGUGCAGCCGUGUGCUCGAUGUAGCAUCAGACACCCAAGUAUUGGUCGAUCCUUCCCAUGCGGCCGAACGAUUCGAUGGAAUUGGAGGAUUGAGCGCUGGCGCUUCGAGUCGUCUGCUCUACGAAUACCCCGAACCGACACGAUCACAACUACUAGAUUUGCUGUUCCUGCCCAAUUUAGGUGCAGCAUUUCAUAUUCUGAAGAUAGAAAUAGGAGGAGACGUACAAUCGACUUGGGGCACCGAGCCAUCUCACAUGCACUCGAGAGAUGACGAGAACUAUGAUAGAGGAUACGAGUGGUGGUUGGUGAAGGAAGCGAAAAAACGAAAUCCGAACAUCAUCAUCUCUGCUCUUGCGUGGGGUGAGCCCCAUUGGGUUGGUAAUGGCAGCUUUCUGUCUGCAGAAGGAGUAGAUUAUCACGUCAAGUUUAUACAAGGAGCCAAAAAGUAUCAUAAUAUUACUGUAGAUUAUGUAGGAAUAUGGAAUGAAGACGAGUGGGAUCCUUCGUACAUUAAACUUCUUCGCAGUAAGCUGGACGAGAACGAUCUGCAGCACGUCAAGAUUGUGGCCACCGACGGAAAUUGGGACAUUGCGACGGCCAUGGCCAACGAUUCACAUCUCAACGACAGUGUAGACGUCGUCGGCAUUCACUCUCCGUGUAGCAAAACACCGUCCGUCGCUUUCACGUUACAUAAGACGUUGUGGAAGAGCGAAGAGCAACCGGUCAACAGUGCCCCACCGGCAUGGACGUCUGCCCUCGGUUGGAUUGAAAAGAUAAACAAAAACUACGCCGUAUGUCGAUUUACGGCCACCAUCAUAUGUCCUCUUAUUACAUCUUGGAUGCAAAACUUCCUUCGCGUCAAUCACGGUCUGAUAUCGGCUCGUCAUCCUUACUCAGGAUUUUAUGAAAUUCGUCGCGGGUUGAUGGUGACCGCUCACGUCACUCACUUUGUUCAACCGGGAUGGCUCUACUUGCCUCCUACGUCAUCAAUCCACGGAAAACAAGUCGGCAGUGGUCUGUUGAAGGGAGGAGGUUCUUAUGUUACUCUGGUACCGAACGCGACUACAGACGAGUUUGUGAUCAUUAUGGAAACCGGACGGUCCACACAGAUUCAAAACGUAGAAUUCUAUUUUCCUCGGAUCAGUCGCCUAAUGUUCGUCGACGUGUGGGAAAGUAACGGGACGAUGGAAUUUGUUUCUAUGCCCAUCACUGAAAUUGCGGGUGGCACGUUUGUGUACACUCUCUUCCCCGAUUCUAUCUACACAUUUACUAACACUAAACCGGUACCCGCUCAAUCUCCAUCUCCUUACAACCGUUCCUCUAUUCCUCUUCCCGCCCCUCUACCCUUCUUGCCGUACCGCGACGACUUCGAAAGCGAUCGUACUGUUAACGAACCAGCAAAGCUGCUGUCUGAUUAUUUCGGCACAUUUCAAAUAUUUGCGAGCAGCUCGCAGCAAACAGAAACGGUACGAUCUGUAAAUCAGGUCGUUCGUCAGUGGUCGCCUGCGGCACCGGGGGAUAACGCGUGGAAGACACGCAAUGGAGAACCGAUCACCUACUUUUAUGGCAACUACAUGAAUUACAGAGUUCAGUGCGACGUUCUUAUCGAAUCUACUAAUACUAGUACCCCUGCGGGGAGACCCGUAUGCGGUGCGGUUCGUGUGUGCGGGAGGGCGGAUUUAUUCGAUCACGAACAACCGGUCGGUCAAUAUGCAGGCGGCGUGUGUCUCACAGUCGAUUGUAAAGGAAAGUGGACGGUGAGCAGUAAGAGCACGAAGAUUGGAGGAGACGGAAAUGUUUUGAGAACGGGAAACGUCAGCAAAUUUGGUUCAGACGAAUGGCACACACUGGCUGUCGAUUUGUACGACUACAAAGCGACGGCGUCGAUAGACAACGUGACGGUAGCGAGUGACGUCUCUAUCGAUUAUUACACGAAUGGUCUCGCUGGUAUCGGAUCAGGAUGGAAUUUUGCUCAGUUUGAUAACUUGGUGAUAUCGACGGUACGAGAGCAGAAUAAUUCAUCGUUUCUACUUUCUCUACUACCGGAUGCAGGAUCGUAUGAGGAGAGAAGUGGAUGGUUAGGAAUGGUACUGAACAUGUCCAAGACAAUUACGGUAACAGCCCUGGGCAGAUAUUAUUGUCCUGCCAACAAGGAAGUUCAUCAAAUGCAGAUAUUCGACGGCGCUACCAAUGGGGCUAUGUUGAAAGAUCCCGUACUCGUCACCAUGUCCGAAGGAUUCGCCGACGUGCUGGGAUUCAAGUAUGGCAAGAUACAACUUGGCCAAAGCCUUUCCCUAUUAUCUGGACGUGUUUAUUACGUCGUGUCUAAUGAAACGAGAGGAGGAGACGUUUGGUUUCAAACCAUUCAUUCUGGUCACGAGUCUACAGGAGACGCUUACAAGUUGAAAACUCUAAUGGAUUCGCGCGUGGAUGUAGCUAGGGUGAUUGGGAGAGUGGAGAACAGCGACAAGACAGACAGAAGAUGGAAUGUGACAUUGGAGCACAACACCGCAUACGGGCCUCUUAAUCUUUUAUACGACAUUGUCUAGACUCUAGACAUUGCUCUUCUACAUGAUGAAAGGACCUGGUUAGACUCAGUAGACGAAGAAGCACACGUAUUACGUACUAGUAGGUCUAUUUCAAUAGUUGAGUUCUAGUGUAGUAUGAGGAACAAGAAGCUGCACUAGAAUGACCUGUUUGUAUAACUUGUCGAUUGCAGUUAACAACUAAUUAAUUAAUAUUAAUGUGAAAUUUGUUAUUUAUAAAUUUACCAAAUUAGGUUUAAGUCAAUUAUUU